Tachyglossus aculeatus (Australian echidna) is the source of this 588-nucleotide messenger RNA. RefSeq names its product olfactory receptor 14K1-like. Bases 1 to 588 code for a protein of 195 amino acids. Gene Ontology annotation, molecular function: odorant binding; olfactory receptor activity. NCBI's taxonomy places the organism in Eukaryota, Metazoa, Chordata, Mammalia, Monotremata, Tachyglossidae. The transcript has 3 exons. The record is from RefSeq and is a predicted model, not a curated record.
AUGACCAACAUCUCCACGGUGAGGGAAUUCCUCCAGCUGGAAUUCUCAGAGGCCCAGGAGAUGCAGCUGGUCCAUGCCGCGCUAUUCCUCCUGGUCUAUCUGACGGAUCUGCUGAGGAAUCUCCUCAUUGUCGCCAUCAUCGUUCUCGACCGCCGCCUCCACAACCCCAUCCAUAUCCUACGACCCUACGACCGCUAUGCGGCCAUCUGCCUCCCCCUGAGCUACAAGUUCGUCAUGGGUCGAGGGGUCUGUGGGAAGAUGUUUUUUUGUGACGUCCCCUACCUGCUGAAGAUCACCUGCUACGAGGACCACAUUGCCGUUGACAUGCACGGCACCACCGGGAUAGUGUUAGACGUCGUCUGUUUCAUUCUCAUCAUCGUCUUGUACUUGCUCAUCUUCCCGGCCGUGCUGAGGAUGACGGCUGCCGAGAGCUGGGCCAAAGCCUUUUCCACCUGCCUGCCUCGCCUCGCCAUCGUCACCGUUUUCCUCUCUGCCGGUGUAUGUGUCCACAUCAAGCCGCCCUCAGACUCCUCCUUGAUCAUGGACCUGAUGUGUCCGUGUCCUACACGGUGGUGUCCCCCGCCCUGA